Messenger RNA from Anguilla anguilla (European eel), 1413 nucleotides. RefSeq lists its product as uncharacterized. Gene Ontology annotation, molecular function: cytokine activity. The coding region runs from base 196 to 1263 and encodes 355 amino acids. Gene Ontology annotation, biological process: inflammatory response; cellular response to lipopolysaccharide; cytokine-mediated signaling pathway. The record is from RefSeq and is a predicted model, not a curated record. Lineage: Eukaryota; Metazoa; Chordata; Actinopteri; Anguilliformes; Anguillidae. The transcript is spliced from 10 exons.
GCACCCGUCAAACUUGAGUUGAAAGCACAUUUUCAUAGUUUUACACGCGAUGCAACUUUGUGCCAGACAUGGCUGGAUGUAAUCACACACCCCGACAUAACAGCCGAAGAAGUUCACAAACGAGCACUUACCGACUACCAAGGCGACCGUCUGAAGCCUGGAGCUGUACCCAUCGUUGGUCGAACUGCUCGAGUUAUGAACACAGACUACGAGUCUGACGGUUAUAAGAAGGAUAAGAAAUGUCUCACUAGAGUGAUCCAGAACAACAAGAAGCAGUUCCUUGUGGUCGAUGCAGAGUGCUUGAGAUUUGAAGAGAGGAACAAGAGAGAGAGCAGAAAGGAAGAGUGCCAGUUCAGCAUCUGUUGUUACCAGAACUCUGACUCUGGCAUAUCCACUGGAGUACCUGUCAUACUGAUGGGGUUAGACAAAGGAGAAAACCGGAUCAUCUGCUGCUGUGACAAUGCAAAGGGAAAGGGUGUUUACGCCAAACCACAGGAACAACCUCUUCCCACUUACAUAGAGGAGUCCAGCCACAAUGCCGUGUUCUUCCUGCAGAGUGUGAAAGGACAGAGCAACUUCUACAGAAUUAAGUCCUCCCUGUGGCCUAAUUUAUUCCUGGGUUUUGAAGAAGAAGGAGAUGAUCUUUGUAUCUUUCUUGAUCAGGAUAAGCUAGGACCUGAUAAGGUGGCCAGCAUGGCUGUUGAUGAGCAGCAUGUGAAGUGUGGCACCAUAUAUGAAGAUGAAAUCAUUUUGGAAGUUAUGAACACAGGCCUCAAGUAUGAUGGUUUUAAGGCCGAUAAAUGUCUCACUAGAGUAAUCCAGAACAAGAAUAAGCAGUUCCUUGUGGUAGAUGCAGGGUGCUUGAGAUUUGAAGAGAGGAACAAGAGAGAGAGCAGAAAGGAAGAGUGCCUGUUCGAAAUCUGUUGUUACCAGAACUCUGACAUGUCCGCUGGACUACCUGUCAUAUUAUCAGUGUGUGAUGGAGGAGAAAACAGGAUCAUCUGCUGCUAUGACGAUGGAAAUGAAAAGCGUGUUUACGCCAAACUACAGGACCUACCUCUUCCUGGUUACAUAGAGGAGUCCAAUCAUGAGGCCAUAUUCUUCCUACAGAGUGUGAAAGAACAGAGGAACUGCUACAGAUUUAAGUCCUCCUUGUGGCCUAAAUGGUUCCUGGCUUCUGAAGAAGGAGAUGAUCUUGUAAAGCUGGUACUGAGAAAGGCUGGGGAAGAUGUGGUAGAGGGGUUACACCUCCUCAAGCCAUAAGGAAAGGGCUUUAAAAUUUAUAGGAAUUAAUCAGCUGUAACUAUUUUGAGAAAAUCCUCUGUCAUUCCAUGUUAAUUUCCAUUUGGUGAACCCACAAAUUGAAGGCUUCUAGGUAAGAGUGUCUGUUAAUAAAUUGAUGCCGUAGCUGAA